AAAAGUGUAGGCGAAUAAAAAGCUCCAAUAGUCGAUUAUCCUCAGAUUAAGGAGUUACAUACGUACGUAUCUUGACACGAAAUCUUUUAGUACUUGUGAUUGGAGGACUAAUCACGAGUUUGCGGCAGUGAUGAAACGAAGAGGAGAGGAACAUUAUCGUCGGUGGGCCAUUGUCGUCAGACAGUUGUAUAUUAGUACUUGGAUGACGGGUCGAGUAAAAAGAUCAAGUUGAGUGUGCUCGAGUAGAUACCAAAAUAAUUUAUUUCGCGAUUUUUCUAAUAUCAAUGAUAGGUUAUUAAACAUUGACGUACUAAAAUAAAUGAACAUUUUAAACAUGACAGUUAUGAAGAAUUCCCAAUUUUGUUUAAUAAAAUAUAAAUUGAUAAAACAAUUGGAAAAUGCUCCAAAUACACAUAUAAAAACGUACGAUUAGAAUUGGGUAUAAAUCUUUCGAGAUAACGAAGAGAUAGAGAGGUAGAGGUAGUAAGACAGUGAGUAAAGACAAUUUUAUACGAGUCGUCUUGUGCUUCAGAUCAGCUCUAGCUAACGUUUUAAUUUAAUGUUUCGUUCAUUUUUGUGUAAAAUUAAUUAAUCAUGGAAAUGGAAAUGCUUGGAAAUAAUUCCGAGUUAAAAGAAAAAGCUGCUGUUAUUGAGCCUAUGCUCAAAACUCCAAAACAUAUCAAAGAAGGGAAAAAACAUUUUCAAUAUUUUUAUACUCUUGUUGCGGGCUUAAUGGCAAUGCAGAGUGGAAUGAAAUUAUCAUGGACAUCACCAAGUGGUCCGUAUCUGACGUCUGAUCAAUCCUUUAUUCCAGGAAUGACAGAAAAUCACAUGUCUUGGGUUUGUUCCCUCAUGGCACUUGGUGCAAUUUUGGGAGCAGUUCCAGCUGGAAAAGUAGCUGAUAAAAUGGGUAGAAAAAGGACAAUGAUUAUUUCAGCUAUUCCAUUUUUCAUUUCAUGGCUGAUGAUAAUCUUUACACGUGAUUUGAUAAGUUUAUAUAUCGCAAGGUUCAUUGGUGGAAUUGGUGCCGGAGCAGCUUGUGUAAUAGUGCCAGUUUAUAUUGGUGAAAUAGCAGAGCCAUCAAUCCGAGGUGCACUAGGAUCAUUUUUUCCUCUUUUAUUUUCAACUGGAGUUGUUUUUGUCUACGUUGUUGGAGCAAUUAGUGAAUAUAUGACAUUCAACAUUGCUUGCUGCAUUACGCUAGUUCCAUUUUUAUUAAGUUACUUCCUGCCUGAAUCUCCACUAUGGCUGGUACAAAAAGGCCGAAUCUCACAAGCUGAAAAAUCACUUCGUGUUUUACGCGGAAAAAGUUAUGAAUUGAAAAAAGAAAUUUCAGUGCUUCAAGAAGAAGCUGAUCGAGUUGAAAGCCGAAAAGGAGGAAUAAGAGAUUUAAUUUGCACCAGAGCUGGUAGAAAAGCUCUUAGUACUUGCGUGGGACUUAUGUGGUUUCAACAAAUGUGUGGGAUUGAUGCAGUGCUCUUUUAUACUGUCAAGAUCUUCCAAGAUGCUGGUAGUACAGUAAAUCCAUUUUUAGCGACUAUCAUUAUUGGAAUAAUUGAAGUUGUUAUGGCAGUUGUUGUGGCAAUAGUUAUUGAUAAAUUUGGAAGAAAACCUCUUUUAAUUAUCUCUGGUGUAGCCAUGACUCUUUGUUUAAGUGUGUUGGGUUAUUAUUUUAAAAUGAAAACUGAUAAACAAGAUGUUUCUUCAAUUGGAUGGCUUCCACUGACUUGUUUGUCUCUUUUUAACGUUGUUUUUAGUGUUGGAUAUGGAUCAGUACCUUUUGCAGUAAUAAGUGAAUUAUUUCCUCCAGAAACCAAAGGUGUUGCAAGCAGUUUAUCAAUUAUGGUAAACUGGAGCUUAGUAUUUAUUGUAACAAAAUUUUUCCCUAGUAUGGUUAAAGCUACAGGACCAGCAAUAACAUUUUGGACUUUUGGCAGUAUGGCUUUAUUGUCUGCUAUAUUUGCUUAUGUAUUUGUGCCAGAAACUAAAGGAAAAACACUUCAAGAGAUUCAAACAAAGUUAGCUAGAGAAAAAGUUAAAGUUAAACAAAUAUUGACAAUAAAAUAAAAGUAUUAAAAUUUAAUAAAUUAAAUAAAAAAUAAUAAAAUGUGUAUA
This is a messenger RNA of Chelonus insularis, 2115 nucleotides long. RefSeq names its product facilitated trehalose transporter Tret1-2 homolog. NCBI's taxonomy places the organism in Eukaryota, Metazoa, Arthropoda, Insecta, Hymenoptera, Braconidae. Bases 595 to 2067 code for a protein of 490 amino acids. Gene Ontology annotation, molecular function: sugar transmembrane transporter activity. The transcript is spliced from 2 exons. Gene Ontology annotation, cellular component: membrane. The record is from RefSeq and is a predicted model, not a curated record. Gene Ontology annotation, biological process: carbohydrate transport; transmembrane transport.